AUUAAUUUCAGAGACUAAAGCAGUGGGAAAUUCGUGAACGAAAGAAGGCCAAUGAAUAUGAACAUGAGAGAGAUCAUGAAAGGAAACGACAACGUGAAUUGCAGAUCGAAGCUCAAAGGCUAAAGGAGUUUUUUGAAGAUUAUGAUGACAAUGUAGAGGAUCCUAAAUAUUACAGAGGCAGUGCCCUACACCAGCGUUUGAAAGAUCGUGAAAUUGAAGAAGCGGCUGAUGAACGUGAUCGACAAAAGGAAAUCGAGCAACUUGAAACAGCUCGUCGAAAGCUAAUUGAAGAGGGUGAUCCGAAUGCAGAAUCCAUUAUAUUUCAAAUGGAACAAAAAAUGCAGGAGCAUCUCAGAAGAUGUUUACUGGUCAAUGGUGAUAUGUCCAUCGAAUCAAAUGAUAACCAAUGUCCUGAACCGGUUAGUGAAAAUUUGCCGAGCGCUGAAGAUGAGGUAAGUUACAGCUCGAUUAUAAUGUGUGCUAUAGGGUAAAUGUUAUCAGUUAGUUCUUUGUUCAAAUCCAUAUGCUAAGUCAUUUGUUUGUUUAUCACAUAAUUAGAGUUCUUUCUACACUUCGUUUUUCUCGUAAUAUUAUAUGUUCUCUUUUAUAGCAGUAGUCUAAAUCAAAACAAGCUUUACAAAGUGUGCAAAGCAAUUCAUUAUUGUGGUUCAGCUUUCAUGGAUUUCGAACAAUGUUAUAAAUCUAAAAACCUCGAGUGUGUGGUUAAGUCACUUGAAACCAAUAAUUUAUCACCUGCAUGCAAUGGCGUUACCUCUGAGUUCGAACCUGCUGCUCCUGAAGAGACGUCUGUCAGUUUACUGAAGGAUGGUUCCAAUACAUUUUUAUUUUCAAUGAGUGCAGUUGAACCAGUAGUUCGCAAAACUGCAUCGGCAUUCGCUGAUGAAGAGCAGGAUGAGAAACCGAAAAAACAUGGUCUUUCAUGGCUGCCACCGUCAGCUUUAAAGGCUAAUUCAAUAUCCAAUCCUUCAAAUGGUGGCGAUUCAAACCAAAAUGAUUCAAACAACUUACCACCAGUUUCAGCAUUGUCAACAGAAGAAAAAAAAGCAAUUAUCAAAAGAAUUAUUGAGGGGAUACCAACUCACAAAAGAGAAUUAUUUGCUUAUCCUAUUGACUGGGAUAUGGUUGAUGCCGAUUUCGUCAAUUCUCGAAUAAAGCCUUGGGUAGAUAAGAAGAUUGUAAGUUAUAUCGGAGAAGCAGAAGCAACAUUAUCCAGUUUCAUAUGCGAUCAACUACUACACCACAAUCCACCAGAACGUAUACUUGCUGACAUUGCCAUGGUUUUAGAUGAGGAGGCAGAAGUAUUUGUUGUAAAAAUGUGGCGUCUGUUAAUAUAUGUGAUUGCAGAGAAAAAAGCUGGACUUAGUGCUUAAAUAACAUACUCAGAUGACUUACUUUUGUACAAAUGUUUUUUUAUUCUGAUUUGUAUAAAUAAAUUGUAUAAAUUA
This is a messenger RNA of Schistosoma bovis, 1466 nucleotides long. NCBI's taxonomy places the organism in Eukaryota, Metazoa, Platyhelminthes, Trematoda, Strigeidida, Schistosomatidae. The record is from the annotation of a GenBank genome assembly.